GGUUAGUCCUGUGAGCUCAAUGGAGCGGAAUGGCUUUGUUCAGGAGUCCACUCACGUCUCAGGAAAAGAACAAUGAGGAGCUCCAGCUGAGGUAGGAUAAAGUGCUCCCCAGAUGAUCCCCUCACAGAAAUAGAGACUUCCCCAUUAUUUACAUGGCAAAGGCAACAGCAAGAGAGAGGAAGAGAGAGAGAGCCAGGGGGCUGUGAGGUGAGAGAGAGGCCGAGGAGUAAUGCGAUUAAAGAAGGAGGAUGAGAUGGCAGAAAGUUCCUGGAGGUGUUUAGCAACAGCUGCUGCACUUCCUAUUAGAGAGAGGGAGAGCCGAGCUACAUCUUCUCCAGGAUGUAUCAUUUGGGAUUAUUUUGGACAUACUUUCCACAUGGCCACCUCUGGCAUCAAACUAGACUAAAAUGCAUGUAAAGACUUUCAAGAGGGCAGAAAGUGGCUCAAAGCAGCUUCUCCUGGUGGGGGUUGCUCUGAGCCUGGUCUCCUGCACAUGGAGCUUUUCCCAUGGAGCAAACCCCUCUGCCUGCAUGGACAUGAAGCCCAGGCACAUCAGCGCCCAGCCCCAGGACCCACACAACAACUACAUCACCCUGCAAACAGAGGCUGUCUCCUACCAUCCUGGGGGCACCGUGCCUGUGGCAGUGAGGAGCACUCGGGACUUCAUGGGCUUCCUGCUGCAGGCGCGGCGAGUGACUGACGACCGCAUCGCCGGCACCUUCAUCCUCAUCCCGCACGGCUCCAAGCGGCUGCGCUGCGAGGAGGAGGGGGACACCGUCACCCACUCAGACAAACAGCUCAAGAGGAACCUCUCCUUCGUCUGGCGGGCGCCUGACCGCCCCGCUGGAGACGUGCGCUUCUUCAUAACAGUUGUGCAGUCAUACUUUACUUACUGGGCCCGGAUUGAGUCAGCCGUCGUGCACGAUCAGACUCCGGCUAACUUCACACCCGUGGUUGCUGUUGCUGGACAGGAGAUCGCACCAUCUGGACUGGCAUUUGACAUCAACAUGACGAGCACAGGUACAGAUAUGUAUAUUUUCAAAACAGUUCCACUCGCUGGGCAGAGCUGUGGCACAGACUACUCUUAA
Lepisosteus oculatus (spotted gar) is the source of this 1088-nucleotide messenger RNA. Lineage: Eukaryota; Metazoa; Chordata; Actinopteri; Semionotiformes; Lepisosteidae. The record is from RefSeq and is a predicted model, not a curated record.